Striga hermonthica is the source of this 843-nucleotide messenger RNA. The record is from the annotation of a GenBank genome assembly. Lineage: Eukaryota; Viridiplantae; Streptophyta; Magnoliopsida; Lamiales; Orobanchaceae.
AUGAAUUUAAUGGGAGGGUUUUACAAGCUGGAAGGGGAAGAAGAAGAUGCAGCAGCGACAGAUCAGGUGGAGAGGGAGCACAUGUUCGACAAGGUCGUGACUCCGAGCGACGUGGGGAAGCUUAACCGGCUCGUGAUCCCGAAGCAGCACGCGGAGAAGUACUUUCCCCUCGACUACUCUUCAUCGUCAUCGUCCGGUGAGAAGGGGCUUCUCCUAAACUUCGAGGACAGCAACGGCAAGUCGUGGAGGUUCAGAUACUCGUACUGGAAUAGCAGCCAGAGCUACGUGAUGACAAAGGGGUGGAGCCGUUUCGUGAAGGAGAAGAAGCUAGAUGCUGGGGACAUAGUCUCCUUCCACCGCGGCCCGGGAGACCGCCUCUUCAUAGACUGGCGCCGCAGGCCGGAUGCUCCAAUAACACCUCACUCCGCACAGCGCCCCUCCUUGUUGUUUUUGCCUUCUCCUUCACACGGAUACGGAUACGGAAUAGUGACAGGGAACCCUUGUCCACCCUAUCUGAUGAGCAGGCCUAUUAAUCCUCCUCUGCUGGCCUGGCCUCACAUCAAUCAUCCCCAGCAUCAACAACAACAACAACAACAACAACAGAUGGUGUUCGAUUCAGUGCCUGUGGUGCAAGGGAAAGCGGCUGCAGCCAAUUGCAAGCGACUGAGGCUGUUCGGGGUCAACAUGGACUACUGCCCCACAGAUGAUGAUAAUAUUUCAUCAUCCAUCCCACUGCAAUUACUGCCCUCAUCAUCAUCAUCUUCUUCAACUCUCCCUCACCACGAUGAUAAUACUACAAAAGGGAAGGCCUCCGCCUCCAUGUCGUUGGACUUGGAUAUCUGA